Molecule: messenger RNA, 1368 nt
Organism: Auxenochlorella protothecoides
Lineage: Eukaryota; Viridiplantae; Chlorophyta; Trebouxiophyceae; Chlorellales; Chlorellaceae
Product: 6-phosphofructokinase 5, chloroplastic
Exons: 7
Coding region: 1-1368 (455 amino acids)
Biological process (GO): fructose 6-phosphate metabolic process; glycolytic process
Cellular component (GO): cytoplasm
Molecular function (GO): ATP binding; 6-phosphofructokinase activity
Source: RefSeq, a predicted model, not a curated record
AUGGCCGCGAUCUGCAUGACAGGCACUCAGAUCCCGGGCCUGCCGGGGGUGCUGGGCCACUUCAGCGGCCGCUUCGUGUCUGACGAGGAUCGCGUGAUGCUGAACGCCAUCUACUUCUCCUCCUCCUCCCCCAGCGCCGACCGCGUGCGGUGCUCGGCGCCCGUGGCGGGCCUGGGGGAGAAGGCGGGGCUGGUGGUGCCCCCCACCUCCUCCGGAGGCGAGGCGGAGGCGGAGGACGUCUGCAUCCCCCUGCCCACCUGGGGCAUGCGUGCGGGGCCGAGGGAGUCCAUCUACUUUGAGCCGUCGUUGACUCGGGCCGCGAUCGUGACGGUGGGCGGUUUGUGUCCGGGGCUGAAUGACGUGAUCCAGGGGCUGGUCAGGAAGCUGCGGGAUUACGGGGUCCCAGAGGGCAGUACCUUUGGCAUCAGGUACGGGUUCCAGGGUUUCUACUCCAAGAAGCACCGCCCGGUGGUGCUGACAGGGCGCAGCGUGGAAGACAUCCACCUGGAGGGCGGCUCCAUCCUUGGCACAUCCAGCAUUGCGCCCGACUAUCGCAAGAUCGUGAGGAUGAUUGACCUGAUGGGCCUGGACAUGCUGUUUGUCAUCGGCGGCGCCGGUGGCCACAUGGGCGCCACCCAGCUCGAGGCCCUGCUGACUCAGCACGGCGUGCGCUGCGUGGUGGUGGGGGUGCCCAAGAGCAUCGACAACAGCAUCCUGCUGGUGGACAGGUGCUUUGGCUUCGAGACCGCGGUGAAUGAGGCCCAGCGCGCCCUGUUUGCCGCCAAGGUGGAGGCGCUCUCCACCUGGCAUGGCAUCGCGGUGGUGAAGCUCAUGGGCCACGCCUCGGGCUUCAUAGCGCUGGAGGCUUCCAUGGCCUCCGGCAUCGUCGACGCGUGCCUCAUCCCCGAGAUCCGGUUCCUGCUGGACGGCGAGGCUGGGCUGUCCACCUACCUGGACCGCCUGCUGCAGCGGCAGGGCUCCGCGGUGGUGUGCGUAGCGGAGGGAGCGGGCCAGCACUUCUUCGACACCCCCCACCGUGACCGCGCCGCCGACCGCGACGUGGGCCCCUGGCUUGCGGCGGCUCUCAAGGAGCGGCACCCGGGCGCCUACGUCAAGUACAUCGACCCCUCCUACCUCGUGCGCAGCGUGCCCACCGUCUCCAGCGACCGCACCUACUGCAAGGUGCUGGCGCACAACGCGGUGCACGCCGCCUUUGCCGGCUUCACGGGGACCACGGUGGGCCUGGUGAACACACACUACGUCCUGCUGCCCAUCCCCUUUGUCACCCAGGCGCCGCGGCGAGUGGACCCGCAGGGCAACCAGUGGAACCGGCUGCGUGCCGCCAACGGGCAGCCCAACUUCACUUGA